Messenger RNA from Lathyrus oleraceus (garden pea), 1846 nucleotides. Its product is annotated as pectinesterase/pectinesterase inhibitor PPE8B. The coding region runs from base 140 to 1681 and encodes 513 amino acids. The transcript has 3 exons. The record is from RefSeq and is a predicted model, not a curated record. Gene Ontology annotation, molecular function: enzyme inhibitor activity; pectinesterase activity. Gene Ontology annotation, biological process: cell wall modification. Lineage: Eukaryota; Viridiplantae; Streptophyta; Magnoliopsida; Fabales; Fabaceae.
AUAAUCUCCAAUCUUUUCCUUCCUCUUUUUCCCCUUUAAAUAAUCUUAUUAUCUCACAAAUCUUAUUUGCCUCUCAACAAAACAAAACCAUAGUUUUAGUGACACUAUCAUAGUGUCAUUAUAAUUCAAAGUUCUAAAAAUGGCUAUUUCUUCCACAAAAACAACAUUCACAUUCAUCUUUUUCUUCCUCAUACUCUCUCUCCCACACUCCACUGCUUCUGCUUCCACUGAUUUCAAUGGAUCAGCCUGCCUCAGAGUUUCACCUCUCAAAUUCAUCAGCUCUGCUGAAGAAGUUAUCACUAUUAUACAACAAGUCACCUCCAUUUUAUCACGCUUCAACAACGGUGGUGUCUUCGGCAAUUCUCAUCUCUCAAAAGCCGUUUCCGAUUGCCUCGAUUUACUCGACUUGUCCGCCGACCAACUUAGUUGGUCCAUAUCCGCCUCUCAGAACCCCAAAGGAAAGGAUAACAGUACUGGAAAUCUAAGCUCCGAUCUAAGAACAUGGCUGAGCGCUGUUCUUGUGAAUCCAGACACAUGUAUAGAAGGACUAGAAGGUACAAUUGUGAAGGGUCUUGUAUCCACCGGUCUCGAUCAUGUAAUGUCUUUGGUGAAGAGUCUGCUAGGCGAAGUACUUCCUGUCAACGACGAACUCGCAACCGCUACCAGUUCGGAUAAAUUUCCUUCAUGGGUUAAAGACAACGACAUGAAGCUGUUACAGGCGGACGAAGUGACUGCGGAUGCUGUUGUGGCUGCGGAUGGAAGUGGGAAUUACCUUAACGUGAUGGACGCGAUAACGGCAGCACCUGAAAGCAGCAUGAAAAGAUAUGUUAUAUAUGUGAAAAAAGGUGUUUAUAUUGAGAAUGUUGAGAUUAAGAAGAAGAAAUGGAAUAUUAUGAUGAUCGGUGACGGUAUGGACGCGACUGUCAUCUCCGGUAGUCGGAAUUUCGUCGACGGUUGGACUACUUUCCGAUCAGCAACCUUUGCUGUAAGUGGUAGAGGGUUCAUAGCACGCGACAUUUCAUUUCAGAACACUGCAGGUGCAGAGAAGCACCAAGCAGUGGCAUUAAGAUCAGACUCCGACCUCUCUGUAUUUUAUCGGUGUGGGAUAUUCGGUUAUCAAGAUAGCCUAUAUACCCACACCAUGCGUCAAUUUUACAGAGAAUGCAGAAUCACUGGCACGGUGGAUUUCAUCUUUGGAGAUGCCACGGCGGUGUUCCAGAAUUGUCAAAUAUUAGCCAAGCAAGGAAUGCCUAAACAAAAGAACACUAUUACAGCUCAAGGACGAAAAGAUCCAAACCAACCUACAGGUUUCUCCUUCCAAUUUUGCAACAUUUCAGCCGACGCUGACCUUCUACCAUCGGUUGGGACCAUCCCGACAUACCUUGGUCGACCCUGGAAGACUUAUUCGCGAACAAUUUUCAUGCAAUCUUACAUGAGUGACGCGAUAAGGCCAGAAGGGUGGUUAGAGUGGGACGGAAGUUUUGCUUUGGACACAUUGUACUACGGCGAAUACAUGAACUCUGGACCGGGUGCUGGACUAUCUAACCGGGUGAAAUGGUCGGGCUAUCAUGUGUUGAAUGAUUCGAGCGAAGCGAUUAAGUACACCGUGGCUCAAUUUAUUGAGGGAAAUCUUUGGUUACCUGCCACUGGUGUAAGUUACACUGCUGGUUUAACCGUGUAAAUUAGACCUUGCAUGUUUCGGUAUAAUAUUGUAUUUAGUGAUUAAAAGAGUUGUGAUUCAUAACGGUUCUUGGUUGUUUUGAAAAAAUCUAUGUAAAAGUUAAAGGAAACGGGUUAAUGACUUAAUAUGUUAACCCCAAUUAAUUUAGUACUUGAUUAUUAGAUA